AUGGUUGCUAAGAAUUUCAAUAGAAAUCAAAUUGCCAUUGGAGGAAGGAACAACUAUAUUGGUCAGAACAAUAAGAAGGAGCGUCCUCAGUGUAGCCACUGUGGUCUUCUUGGCUACAAAAUUGACAAAUGCUACCAAGUGCACGGAUAUCCACCAGGAUAUAAGAUCAGGAACAAGAAUCCUGUGAUUCAUGGAGUUGCAAAUCAAGUGGAAUCCGCUCCUGAUGCCACUAGUAAUCUUGCACAAUUCCCCUUCACUAAGAACCAGUAUCAACAGCUGCUGGCUUUGAUUCAACCUACUGAUGAAACACAUCUGCCAUUCACAAGUACCCGUACCACUAAUCCUCAGAAUCCUGGCACCUCUGGUUCACAGGGCCAUGCCCUAGCAAAUCUGGCAGGACCUAUGCUCAUGGACGACGAUUGGUCUGGCUAA
Molecule: messenger RNA, 432 nt
Organism: Fraxinus pennsylvanica
Lineage: Eukaryota; Viridiplantae; Streptophyta; Magnoliopsida; Lamiales; Oleaceae
Source: the annotation of a GenBank genome assembly